This is a messenger RNA of Clarias gariepinus (North African catfish), 2502 nucleotides long. It is a transcript of the gene nfkbiz, whose product is annotated as nuclear factor of kappa light polypeptide gene enhancer in B-cells inhibitor, zeta. Gene Ontology annotation, cellular component: nucleus. The record is from RefSeq and is a predicted model, not a curated record. Gene Ontology annotation, molecular function: POU domain binding; DNA binding. The transcript has 12 exons. Gene Ontology annotation, biological process: regulation of gene expression. The coding region runs from base 59 to 1741 and encodes 560 amino acids. Lineage: Eukaryota; Metazoa; Chordata; Actinopteri; Siluriformes; Clariidae.
AAUCGUUAGUGUUGUAACUGACUAACCAGACAAAAAGAAAGAGAGAAUACUGAUCGCCAUGAUCAUUGACCGAAUUUGCGAGGGGUAUUCAGGGUUGUUGGACACUGACACGGAUGUCAUGACGAGUCCGGUCAACCUGUGGUCGUUUUACGGAUGCUCGUCCCCCGGACAGGAACCCGGACACGUGUCUCCAUGGAAACCGAGCGGAGAGGUCGAAGAAAGCGGAAGUACAGCCGGGAGUCCUCAGCGCCCUGACAGCAGCUUCACCGCCUGCCACGUUGACGCUCAAGAGAUUUCCUGGCUGCCGAGUCCACGAUACCAGGGAGUGCGUGUGAGAAACACGGUAAAAGAGCUCAUUAUGCAGAGACGUAACAGUGAAGUACAGGUGCAGCCAAAUAAGAAUGACAUUGAAUUCCCAGCCUUAACUGUUUUGCUUCAGAAUGGAAAAAGAGCCUCUGAGAAUGCCUCACCUCACUGCGCCACUAAAAGACCUGCCACAGAACACAACAAUGUUCUGUCUCCAUAUCUCCCAACUGAGAACAUCCUGAAGGAGCAAAACAUCUAUGAGGAACUUGAUGACAUCUUAAGGAACACAGGGGUAUCUAUCGACUCUGUGAAGGUGCAGGGCAGUCCAAUAUCAAUCUGCCACCCACCUCAAGGCACUACACAAGAAGCACUACCUUCCUUCUACUCUACCACUACCGCAUCCAGUCCGCUUUAUAACAGCUGCCAGCCUUGUCAGGUUACAGAGAGCCCAUACUCGUCUCCAUUCCAGAGCCUGAGCCCACAGCAUGGAUUUGGGCCCAGUGUGAAUACAGCUCCUCCGGUGUCCUUUUUCCAGUGGCAGAUCGAGCAAGAGGAGAAGAAACUGGCCGGAUUGAGCCCUCUGGAUCUCGUCUCCAGGGACGAGGAUGGAGAUACGUUCCUUCACAUUGCUGUGGCUCAAGGGAGACGAGCCCUGGCUUACGUGCUUGCCAGAAAAAUGUAUGAUAUCGGCAUGCUUGACGUCAAAGAGCAUAACAACCAGAGUGCGUUCCAAGUAAGCGUGGCAGCCAACCAACACCUCAUUGCACAAGAUCUUCUUUCAAUUGGAGCCAUGGUAAACACUGCGGACUGUUGGGGCCACUCCCCGCUUCACGUGUGCGCUGAAAAAGGACACACUCUGAUUCUACAGGCCAUCCAAAAAGCUAUGCAGAAUAGUGGCCUGAAGGUGAACGUUGAGGCCGUCAACUAUGAUGGCCUUACAGCUCUACACGUGGCCGUCCUGACCCACAAUGCAGUGGUGCAGGAGUUGAGCCGUAUAUCGGCACCUCAGUCUCCCCAAACCGCGGCUCUGAUGCAGAAGAGGAAGCUGCUUGGGGAAUGCAUCAGCACUCUCCUGGUUAUGGGUGCCUCUUAUGGUACAAAGGAUCGCAAAAGCGGGCGCACCGCCCUGCACAUGGCUGCUGAUGAGGCCAACGUUGAGCUUUUGCGUCUUUUCCUGGACCAGCCAGACUCUCUUUCCUUCAUCAAUAACAAGGCAUAUAAUGGCAACACUGCACUGCACAUGGCUGCCGCGCAAAAUGGCCGCCAGGCGCAGGCACAUGCCGUCCAGCUGCUGAUGAGGAGAGGAGCCGAUCCAAGUGCCAAGAACCUGGAGAACGAGCAGCCCAUUCAGCUAGUGCCAGAGGGUCCUGUCGGGGAUCAGGUGAGAAGAAUUCUGAAAGGCCGUGGCCCGCAGGUUCGCUCCUGCUUGCUGUAGCAAUACCAAUCUCGCCCGAUCUCCAUUCUUCAGAAACGCUGUCAGUCAGGCAGUCCGGUCUGUGUAUAGUCUCAUUUGCCAGUAUAAGGCAGAUGUCAGUUGUUUCUAUGAAACAAGUUUAACAUUGUUCACUACUGUGUAGUAAAAGAGAAAAGCAAGUUGAGCCCAGAGUUUGUAGUUCUGGAAUUAAACAGGAAUGAAUAGAUGCACUAAAAAUAAAAAUAAAAAAAACAAACUCCGUGACAUCUCUGGGCUCUGGUGGGUAAAGGUUUGAUUUUUAUUAUAUUGUUAAUUCUGAUCAUUAUGUUGUCAGCAUGUGUACUGCUGUUAUUUUGAUUUAUUUAAUCAAAUUUCCAAGAGAAUGUUGGUGGAAAGCUGUACAGGGAAGUAUAAAGUUCACUGCUAUCAGCGUGAUUAAGCAUUGCUUAGUCAUCAGACUUCAACUCUUCGCCAGCUUCCUCAUUUCUGUAAUGUACUCUUUAUCCUAAAGCAUAAGCGCCAGCGUAAGCGAAAUGACAUUUCAGCACGUUGACCUUGAUGUUAUAUAUUCAGAUAUUUUCAGAUUUGCAGGUACCUGUUUCAACACGACUAUUUCAUGUGUGUGUGUAAAAUGUUCAAAGCAUAAUUCUAAGAGCUUUCAUGUAUUCAAGUCUUAUGUAUGCCAUAGAAUGUUGGCAUGCAAACAUGUUAAAUAUCUCAUGAGGGUUAACAAUUAAGUUUUUCUUACUUUUAUGUGCAUAUAUCUGUGUGUAAGUAAGUAA